AUGAGCAAUUAUAUUCUCAAAAUAUUUUAUGUAUUGCAAUUGCUUUUAUUGCUUACCUCAGGAUUCACUCAUGAGUUCAAAAAUACUACAAUUGAAAGUGUUGAAUCAAAAUGCAUAGAGAGGGAGAAACAAGCACUCCUCAAGUUCAAACAAAGCUUCCUUGACGACUCUUACAUGCUGUCUACCUGGAAGGAUGAUAACAAAGAUGGAGACUGCUGCAAAUGGAAAGGAAUUGAGUGCAACAAUGAAACAGGUCAUGUAAAGAAACUUGAUCUUCGUGGUGAUGAUUCACAAUUCUUGGUAGGUUCAAUUGAUUUCACUUCGUUGAUUGUCUUGCAAAAUAUGGAAUAUUUGGAUCUUAGCCAUAAUUUAUUUCAAGGCAAUUCUAUUUCAGAACAAAUAGGCUCACUUACCAAGUUAAAGUAUCUAGAAUAUCUAGAUCUAAGUGAGAUGUUUUAUGGUACAAACGGAGAAAUCCCUUCUCAACUCGGGAAUCUUACACGUUUACGAUAUCUCAAUCUAAGAGAUAACUAUAAUAUUGUUGGAGAAAUCCCUUGUCGACUUGGAAAUCUCUCACAACUACAGUACCUUGAUCUUGAAGGAACUUCUUUUACCGGAGUAAUCCCUUUUCAACCAGGAAAUCUUCCUGUUUUGCACACUCUUAAACUUGAUGUGUAUUAUCAUUUCACAGAUAGUAAUAUAAAGUGGUUGUCUACACUCUCUUCUUUAACAAGUCUUUCCCUGAGCGGACAAUAUCGUAGGUUUGUCUUUUUUCACUACUUGCUCCAAACAAUCAUGAAGUUUAUUCCAAACUUAAGAGAGUUGAGGUUAGUUGAUUUUGGUCUUAUAGAUACUGAUGUCGUGUCUUUGUUUCAUUCUCAUUCUAACUUUUCCAAUUCUCUUACCAUCCUUGAUUUCUCUGACAAUAUGUUGACAUCAUCAACUUUUCAAUUCUUGUCAAAUAUUAGUCUUAAUCUUCAAGAGCUUCGUCUUUCUGGAAACAAUGUUGUUUGGCCAUCUCAUUUCUAUCCAAACUUUCCUUCUCUUGUCAUCCUUGACCUCUCAACUAAUAAUAUUUCAUCAUCCCAAUUUCCAGGUAUCCGCAGUUUUAGCUCCAAAUUGCAAGAGCUUUAUCUAGAAAAUUGCAUGCUUACAGAUAAAAGUUUUCUUGUGUCAUCUACUUCAGUUGUGAACUCUUCAUCUUCCCUUCUCAUCCUUGAUGUUUCCUCAAAUAUGUUGAGAUCAUCGGAAAUAUUUUUAUGGGCUUUUAACUUUACCACUAAUCUUCAUAGUCUUAGCCUCUUUGGUAACUUGUUAGAAGGUCCCAUUCCAGAUGGAUUUGGGAAAGUGAUGAACUCUCUUGAAUAUCUUUCACUCUCAGAAAACAAUUUACAAGGAGAUAUUCCAUCUUUCUUUAGUAACAUGUGCACAUUGGAUACUUUAGACCUAUCAAAUAACAACUUGAGUGGUGAAAUUUCUAGCUUCAUCAACAAAAAUUCAGUGUGCAAUAGACACAUAUUUACAGAUUUGGAUUUAUCUCAUAAUAGAAUAACGGGGGCGCUACCUGAAUGCAUCAACUUGCUAUCUGAGUUGGAGUAUCUAUACUUGGACGGUAAUGCUUUGGAAGGUGAAAUCAAUGAAUUACAUCUCACCAAUUUUUCCAAAUUGAAAGUAUUAUCCUUAUCAUACAACUCAUUAUCCCUGAAGUUUCCCCUUUGUUGGGUUCCUCCUUUCAAAUUAGUAGCUUUGAACUUGGCAUCUUGCAAGCUGGGUUCAAGCUUUCCAAGUUGGCUCCAAACACAAAGAUCCAUACUGCGACUUGAUAUUUCUGAUACAGGGCUUAAUGGUGGCGUACCCGAAUGGUUUUGGAACAACUCACAACAUAUGAUAUUAAUGAAUAUGUCGCACAACAAUCUAAUCGGUACAAUUCCAGAUUUUCCAUAUAAGUUUCCUCAAAGUUCGGCUGUAUGUUUGAAUUCAAAUCAAUUUGAGGGUGGAGUUCCGUCCUUUUUGCUACAAGCUUCACAUCUAAUGCUCUCCGAAAAUAAAUUUUCACAUUUGUUUUCAUUUUUAUGUGAUAAAAAAGCACCACCAACAAACUUGGCCACUCUAGAUUUAUCAAACAAUCAAAUAGAGGGACAGCUUCCUAAUUGUUGGAAUUCUGUAAACACAUUACUGUUUCUUGAUUUGAGAAACAAUAAACUUUCGGGGAAGAUUCCACAGUCCAUGGGCACCCUUGUUAAAGUGGAAGCUUUGGUUUUAAGAAAUAAUAGUUUGACUGGUGAAUUGUCUUCCACUUUGAAGAACUGCAGAAAUUUAAUGUUGUUGGAUGUAGGUGAAAAUUUGCUGUCUGGCUCAAUUCCAUCAUGGAUAGGAGAAAACAUGCAACAAUUGAUAAUCUUAAGCUUGAAAGGGAAUCACUUUUCUGGAAUUAUUCCUAUUCGCCUAUGUCAUUUAAGGAAUAUUCAACUUUUGGAUCUUUCAAGAAAUAACUUAUCAGAAGGAAUUCCAACAUGCUUAGAGAAUUUUACAUCAUUGUUAGAAAAGAGCAUCAAUACUAGUGAAACUGAAAGUCAAAUAUAUUCGACAAGUCCAGGCUACCUUUUCAUUUAUGGUGUAAUUUCCGAAGAUUAUACGUUUAACAUACCUUUAUUCUGGAAAGGUAUGGAACGUGGGUUCAAGCAUCCAGAGUUGCGUCUUAAGAGCAUUGACCUUUCAAGUAAUAACUUAACAGGUGAAAUACCAAAAAAGAUUGGAUAUUUGGUUGGAUUAGUCUCUUUGAAUUUAUCAAGAAACAAUUUGAGCGGAAAAAUCCCAUCUGAAAUUGGAAAUUUAGUUUCACUUGAUUUCCUCGACUUGUCAAGAAACCGUUUCAUUGGUAAAAUUCCUUCCACUCUUUCCAAGAUCGAUCGGCUAGAAAUUUUAGACUUGUCAAACAACUCUCUCUCCGGAAGAAUCCCUUUUGGCAGACAAUUGCAAACCUUAGCUCCCUCAGGUUUUGAAGGAAAUCUUGAUCUUUGUGGUGAACCACUUGAAAAAAAAUGUCCCGAAGACACGACAACAGUAAAUCCUCAAGGGUCAGAAAUUCAUGGUGAAGAUGGCAAUUCAGUUUUCCAUGAAGGAUUUUACAUGUGCUUGGGGAUAGGCUAUUUCACAGGUUUUUGGGGAUUAUUAGGGCCAAUACUACUUUGGAGACCUUGGAGAAUUGCUUAUAUAAGGUUCUUGAACAAGCUGAUAGACUAUAUAUAUGUAUUGGUAGCAAUCAAUGUGACAAGGUUCCAAAUGUGGCUGAAACACUAG
Molecule: messenger RNA, 3300 nt
Organism: Medicago truncatula (barrel medic)
Lineage: Eukaryota; Viridiplantae; Streptophyta; Magnoliopsida; Fabales; Fabaceae
Product: receptor-like protein EIX2
Exons: 1
Coding region: 1-3300 (1099 amino acids)
Molecular function (GO): protein binding
Source: RefSeq, a predicted model, not a curated record